This is a messenger RNA of Molossus molossus (Pallas's mastiff bat), 4147 nucleotides long. It is a transcript of the gene ATP6V0A1, whose product is annotated as ATPase H+ transporting V0 subunit a1. Gene Ontology annotation, molecular function: proton-transporting ATPase activity, rotational mechanism; ATPase binding. Lineage: Eukaryota; Metazoa; Chordata; Mammalia; Chiroptera; Molossidae. Gene Ontology annotation, biological process: vacuolar acidification; proton transmembrane transport. Bases 153 to 2687 code for a protein of 844 amino acids. Gene Ontology annotation, cellular component: vacuolar proton-transporting V-type ATPase complex; vacuolar proton-transporting V-type ATPase, V0 domain; plasma membrane. The record is from RefSeq and is a predicted model, not a curated record. The transcript is spliced from 22 exons.
GGGCUUUGCAGACGCAAGCACGUCGAGGCGCUGCAGCCUAGAGCCGCGGAGGCUGCAGGCUGGGUCUGCGGCGACUUCUUUGGUAGUGGCCCCGCUGGCGGCUGGAGGUUGGAGAGAAAUCCAAGUACUCGGUUGAUGUACUUUCUGCUGCAAUGGGGGAGCUUUUCCGGAGCGAGGAGAUGACACUGGCUCAGCUUUUUCUACAGUCAGAAGCUGCUUAUUGUUGUGUUAGUGAAUUAGGAGAACUCGGAAAGGUUCAGUUUCGUGAUUUAAAUCCAGAUGUGAAUGUUUUCCAGCGGAAAUUUGUGAAUGAAGUUAGAAGAUGUGAAGAAAUGGAUCGAAAGCUUCGAUUUGUUGAGAAAGAGAUAAGAAAAGCUAAUAUCCCAAUUAUGGACACUGGUGAAAAUCCAGAGGUGCCCUUCCCCCGGGACAUGAUUGACUUAGAGGCUAAUUUUGAGAAGAUUGAAAAUGAACUGAAGGAAAUCAACACAAACCAGGAAGCUCUGAAGAGAAACUUCCUGGAACUGACUGAAUUAAAAUUUAUACUUCGCAAAACUCAGCAGUUUUUUGAUGAGGCUGAAUUGCAUCAUCAGCAGAUGGCGGAUCCAGACCUGUUGGAAGAGUCCUCAUCCCUGUUGGAGCCAAGUGAGAUGGGAAGAGGCACACCUUUAAGACUGGGCUUCGUGGCUGGUGUGAUUAACCGGGAGCGCAUCCCUACUUUUGAGCGCAUGCUUUGGCGAGUGUGCCGGGGCAAUGUGUUCCUGCGACAGGCUGAAAUCGAGAACCCCCUGGAGGACCCUGUGACUGGUGACUACGUGCACAAGUCUGUGUUCAUCAUUUUCUUCCAAGGUGAUCAGCUGAAAAACAGAGUCAAGAAAAUCUGUGAAGGGUUCCGGGCCUCACUCUAUCCCUGUCCUGAGACACCCCAGGAGAGGAAGGAAAUGGCUUCUGGAGUUAAUACCAGGAUUGAUGAUCUCCAAAUGGUUUUGAAUCAAACAGAGGAUCACCGCCAAAGGGUUCUGCAGGCGGCUGCUAAGAACAUCCGUGUCUGGUUCAUCAAAGUGCGGAAGAUGAAGGCCAUCUACCACACCUUGAACCUGUGCAAUAUAGACGUGACCCAAAAGUGUCUGAUUGCAGAAGUCUGGUGCCCUGUCACUGACCUUGACUCCAUCCAGUUUGCACUCAGAAGGGGCACGGAGCACAGUGGUUCCACCGUCCCCUCUAUUUUGAACAGGAUGCAGACAAACCAGACUCCCCCAACAUAUAACAAAACGAACAAGUUCACAUACGGCUUUCAGAACAUAGUAGAUGCUUACGGAAUUGGAACCUACCGAGAGAUAAAUCCAGCUCCAUAUACCAUCAUCACUUUCCCCUUCCUAUUUGCUGUGAUGUUUGGAGACUUUGGCCAUGGCAUUUUGAUGACCCUUUUUGCUGUAUGGAUGGUGUUAAGGGAAAGCCGGAUCCUCUCCCAGAAGAAUGAAAAUGAGAUGUUCAGCACUGUGUUCAGCGGACGGUACAUUAUUCUGUUAAUGGGUGUGUUCUCCAUCUACACUGGCCUCAUCUACAAUGAUUGCUUUUCCAAAUCUCUUAAUAUCUUCGGAUCAUCCUGGAGCGUACGGCCGAUGUUCAUAUAUAAUUGGACGGAGGAGACGCUUCGGGGGAAUCCUGUGCUCCAGUUGAAUCCAACUAUCCCUGGAGUUUUUGGUGGACCAUACCCUUUUGGCAUCGAUCCAAUUUGGAACAUUGCUACCAAUAAACUGACCUUCCUCAACUCAUUUAAGAUGAAGAUGUCCGUUAUCCUUGGUAUCAUCCACAUGAUGUUUGGAGUCAGCCUGAGCCUUUUCAACCAUACCUAUUUCAAAAAGCCCCUGAAUAUCUACUUUGGAUUUAUUCCUGAAAUAAUCUUCAUGACCUCUUUGUUUGGCUACUUGGUUAUCCUCAUUUUUUACAAGUGGACGGCCUAUGAUGCUCAUACAUCUGAGAAAGCACCAAGCCUUCUGAUCCAUUUCAUAAGCAUGUUUCUCUUUUCCUAUGAGGACAUUAGUAAUUCAAUGCUAUAUUCUGGACAGAAAGGAAUUCAGUGUUUCCUGGUUGUGGUUGCAUUGCUCUGCGUACCGUGGAUGCUACUGUUUAAACCACUGGUCCUUCGCCAUCAGUAUUUGAGGAGAAAGCAUUUGGGAACUCUCAACUUUGGUGGGAUCAGGGUGGGCAACGGACCGACAGAGGAGGAUGCUGAGAUUAUUCAGCAUGACCAGCUCUCCACCCAUUCAGAAGAUGCAGAAGAGCCUACCGAGGAUGAAGCGUUUGACUUUGGAGACACCAUGGUCCACCAGGCCAUCCACACCAUCGAGUACUGCCUGGGCUGCAUUUCCAACACCGCCUCCUACCUGCGGCUCUGGGCCCUCAGCCUCGCCCAUGCACAGCUGUCUGAGGUGCUUUGGACCAUGGUGAUCCACAUCGGCCUGAGCGUGAAGAGCUUGGCAGGAAGUCUGGCGCUGUUCUUCAUCUUCGCUGCCUUUGCCACCCUGACCGUGGCCAUCCUCCUGAUCAUGGAGGGCCUCUCAGCCUUCCUCCACGCACUGCGGUUACACUGGGUCGAGUUCCAGAAUAAAUUCUACAGCGGGACCGGUUUCAAGUUCCUACCCUUCUCCUUCGAGCAUAUUCGGGAAGGGAAGUUUGACGAGUGAGCCCUCACGGGGCUGUGUGCCCACUGCCCUCCCCCACCCACUCCAUGGUGAUUAGCUGUGCUUUUCUGCGUGUUGGUUGUGAUCCCUGGAUUUUGGAGCAUUUGUGUCAUUCUUGCCACCCUCCCCCAGCUGCUUGUGAGUCACUUAGUUAGAUCCGGCCCUCCCGUGGGUCCCCUGCCACCUCAGCUGUGUGUUUGUUGUGUAGUGAUUUUCUAGAGAGGCUGGGCUCUGGCUGUCACUCACACCCCUGGGCACCAGCCUUGCCCUCCCAAUCUCCUUCCAGCCCAAGACAGCUCCCCUCGGUGGCCUGGUGGUGACCGUGUGUAUUUACAUACGAGCCCAAAGCCCAUGGAAGGAGCUCUGCUCCUGCCAUUCUCAUUACUGGUCGUGGUGGGUUAGCAGGAGUGGGCCCAGGAAGAUGGUAUUUCUGUCUUCUGCCUCCCACCUCUGGUCCUCAGAGCAUUUGUUAAUCAGGAAUUCAGCGGGACCCCACUGUGCCAUCAUGCAUGGCUUCUCCUUGUCACCCCCAAGGGUCCCAGGGUACCGACAUCACCUUCCUAACCUCCACUCUACACUCUUACCCUCUCCCCCUCCCUCUCAGAAUCCCAGUCUCCCCCUCCCCCAUGUGCACCCUGCAUAAUGGCACAGCUGGGAGGGCCCCAAAACAGAGGUCCUGGCUGGCUGUUUCUCAGGCCAUCUGAGGGCCCUGCAAUAAACAUGUCCUCUGGGCAGAGGGUUUAAACUGAUGCUCCUCCUGGUGCAGACCCUGAGACCUUUCCCCACCCCAAAUCAUGGAUCUUCAGUGAAGGACUGUAGUUGUCAAGGGUGGUUCUCUGGCAGACCAGCCUUGCUGUGCCCACUAGUGCCCCUUCCCUCUUCCACCGUGAGCCCAAGUUGAGGAAGUGAGGUCCUGGGCAGGGACGGUCAGUGUCAUCUACAGCUUGCUGAUUGGAGGUGACUGGCAGGGCUGCGGGGCAUGUGGCUGUGAGCUGCACAGCCCUGCCCGUGAGCCAGUGAUGACCCCGAGGGGCCAGCUCCCCUGUCACCCCCACACUGGCUAUGGAUCUUAGGGCUUUUUAAACUUGUGUUGACACAGCAGCCCUGGCUGCUUGAGCUAAAUUGAUCCAGUCCCUUUCAGUGGCCGAGAUCAUCCCCUGAACUGGCCGGGCCUCUGCCCUCCUCCCACCCUGGCUUACCUUAGUGAGCUACUUGGAGCUGCUCCCUCCACCGUCCCAGGCUGGGCUGGCCCUGGGUGCGGGCCAUCCGCCCCAGUUGCCCCAGCUUUACCAUGUGCUGGCCAGUGUGACCUGACCCAGACAUUGUGCGCAGCCCCUCCCCGUGGUCCCCAUGGUUUACAUGAUGAUUGUUCUGUUUGCAGUGGGGCUUGAAGUAGAGUUCCUUGUCGGGAACCCUGCCCAAGGCCUCUGUUCAGACAUUCCUGUGCUGAAUAAAGUGUUUGA